Mycena citricolor is the source of this 334-nucleotide messenger RNA. NCBI's taxonomy places the organism in Eukaryota, Fungi, Basidiomycota, Agaricomycetes, Agaricales, Mycenaceae. The record is from the annotation of a GenBank genome assembly.
CAACAAUCUGCCCCGAUUCCCCAUCAAACUCUUCGAGCAAUACUCCACCAGCUGCGACAACGGCGGAUACACAACAGCAUAUCUCAUUGCUGUCGGGCGAUGUCCAGCCUCUCCCGCUCUACAAGAUUGUUGUACCGGCCAAGCUCCUGGGGAACGCAUCACGAGCCGCCCUGGUCAGCCAAAAUGAGCAGCUGCGAGGCCUUCUUGAUGAAGCAUCAGCAGAGUUGGAGCGGGGCUAUGCGCAUAUGGUCUUGAUGAAUACCGAGCAUCAGCGUGUUCGUCAGCAACUCUAUGGCAAGAAGAAGGAGCGCCGUGCGUACAACACUGGGGCCCC